Sinocyclocheilus anshuiensis is the source of this 1162-nucleotide messenger RNA. RefSeq names its product ER membrane protein complex subunit 7-like. Bases 126 to 881 code for a protein of 251 amino acids. The record is from RefSeq and is a predicted model, not a curated record. Lineage: Eukaryota; Metazoa; Chordata; Actinopteri; Cypriniformes; Cyprinidae. The transcript has 5 exons. Gene Ontology annotation, molecular function: carbohydrate binding. Gene Ontology annotation, cellular component: EMC complex.
CGCUCGAUGACGUCAUCACGCAGCGCCUGUCAAACUCCAGCGGGUUUGUUUUGAUCUCAGAGUGACGGUAGCUUCAGAGAACCGCGGUUUUUAGACGAACACCUUGAACGACGAACCCGACGGAGAUGUGUCGCCUGUGUGUCGCGGCGCUGCUGCUGCUUGCUGCCGCGUCUUGCUCUCUAGACGUCAAACUACACGACGAUGAAGAUGAGGAUGAAGACGCGAUGUUUCAGACGCCUGGCGGAGACGUGAGGGUUCGGGUGUCGGGCCGAGCGCUGGUUCCGGGCGUCAGAGCUCAGGACUGGAUCGCAUCUGCUCGGGUUCUGCUGGACGGAGACAAACACGUGGGCUUCCUCAGAGAUGAUGGAAGCUUCACAGUCAGUGACGUUCCGUCCGGAUCGUAUGUUCUGGAAAUCUCCUCUCCGACCUACAGAUUCCAGCCUGUGCGGGUUGACAUCACCACCACAGGGAAGAUGAGGGCUCGUGUGGUCAACUACAUCAAGACCUCAGAGGUGAUCCGACUGCCGUACCCGCUUCAGAUGCGCUGCAUCGGUCUGCAUUCAUACUUCAUCCCGCGGGAAACCUGGGGCUGGUCCGAUUUCCUCAUGAACCCGAUGGUUCUCAUGAUGGUUCUUCCUCUCCUCAUAAUCCUCCUUCUUCCUAAAGUCUUCAACCCCAGCGAUCCCGAGAUGAGACGGGAGAUGGAGCAGUCCAUGAACAUGCUGAACUCCAAUCAGGAGCUUCCAGACGUCUCGGAGCUCAUGACCAAGUUCUUCUCAUCACCUAAAAGUCACGGGAAGGCAGGAGGUGGAGCUAGAGGCCAUAGGGGUGGAGCUCCAAGUGCAAGGGGCGGGGCUUCGAGGCGAAAAAUGAAAGAUUAAUGUGUCAAAUGCAGAAUAAAACAGAAGCUAAGCGUGUGAAAAUGCUUUUAUUACUCAUUAUGUACACACUCUAUGUGCUGUGUUUAGUAAAGCCUAUGACUUCGGUCAGUAAACUAUUUCAUCUGUGUUUAUAUGUGAAUGACACUUUACUGUCAUUAUACUGCUGCUGAAUCUGGACCGGAUCAUUGAUUAUUCAAGCUGCUUCCGUUUCACAAUAUAACACAGUAACACUUUACAGUAAGGUUUCAUUAGUUAAUGUUAGUUCAUGCACUAACCAACAA